Molecule: messenger RNA, 1629 nt
Organism: Pyrus x bretschneideri (Chinese white pear)
Lineage: Eukaryota; Viridiplantae; Streptophyta; Magnoliopsida; Rosales; Rosaceae
Product: extensin-like
Exons: 2
Coding region: 24-1277 (417 amino acids)
Biological process (GO): plant-type cell wall organization
Molecular function (GO): structural constituent of cell wall
Source: RefSeq, a predicted model, not a curated record
AAAAAACCCAUUCUUAACGAAGGAUGGGAAAAAUGGUGCCUUCACAAGUGACCUCUCUUGUGGUCACUCUCCUAGUGGCAAUAGUCUCUCUCACAUUGCCUUCAGAAACUUCAGCCAACUACCCUUACUCAUCUCCACCACCACCGGCCUCUCCUCCCUACCAUUACAAGUCACCACCGCCUCCUUCUCCUUCUCCUCCAGUGCACUACUCACCACCUAAGCAUCCCUACCACCCUAAGUCACCACCACCUCCUGUGUACUCACCACCUAAGCAUCCCUACCACCCCAAGUCACCACCACCAUCACCAAAGCCUUACCACUACAAAUCCCCACCACCACCUCCUCCUCCAGUGCACUCACCACCCCCACCUAAGGAGCCCUACCACUACAAGUCUCCACCACCACCAUCCAAGAAGCCCUACCACUACAAAUCUCCCCCACCACCAAAGAAGCCUUACCAUUACAAGUCUCCUCCCCCACCAGUGCACUCAUCCCCACCACCAAAGAAGCCCUACCAUUACAAAUCCCCACCACCACCGCCACCACACAAGAAGCCUUAUUACCCUGUUCACUCACCACCUCCACCUAAGAAGCCUUACCACUACAAGUCCCCACCACCACCUUCUCCUACUCCUCCUAAAUACUCACCACCUAAGCACCCCUACCACUACAAGUCACCACCGCCACCACUACCACCCAAGAAGCCUUACCACUACAAGUCCCCACCACCUCCUUCUCCUACUCCUCCCAAAUACUCACCACCUAAGCACCCCUACCACUACAAGUCACCACCGCCACCACUACCACCCAAGAAGCCUUACCACUACAAGUCCCCACCACCUCCUUCUCCUACUCCUCCUAAAUACUCACCCCCUAAGCACCCCUACCACUACAAGUCACCACCGCCACCACUACCACCCAAGAAGCCUUACCACUACAAGUCCCCACCACCUCCUUCUCCUACUCCUCCUAAAUACUCACCACCUAAGCACCCCUACCACUACAAGUCACCACCGCCACCAUUACCACCCAAGAAGCCUUACCACUACAAGUCCCCACCACCUCCACCUCCUCCAGUUCCCACAUCAUCUCCACCCAAGAAACCUUACCACUACAAGUCUCCCCCACCACCCCCUCCAGUCUACAAGUCUCCUCCACCACCAGUUUACUCACCACCACAACCACCUAAGAAACCUUACAAGCCACCAACUCCUCCAGCAGCUCACCCACCACACGGUUACAUCUAUUCCUCACCCCCACCUCCUCACCACUACUAGAUAUUGAAAGCUUAAUUGCAUCAAGCUGGUAAGGGAAGAAGAAAGGUCAGAAUAAAGAAAGGGGCUGUUGAAGUCGAACAGCGCGCCUUAUCACCACACAAGGAAGAAGAGAAAGAAAAAACGAGUCUCCACGCAGCUGCUGAUGUAACGUGUUUUAUAUAUGCGAUAUUCGAUAGGGUUUCAUAUUUACCUUUCCGUGCAAUAUUAGACAGUUGUAGGGCACUCAUGUUCCAUGUAUUUUAUUUCCUGUUUCUCAAAAGAGAUGGUAUAUGUAUGUUGUUUGUUUCAACCUUCCAAUGGAGAGGUGAUCAUCAUAAUACUAAAAUAAAUACAUUCCCCAAAUUUUACUUAA